Leptidea sinapis is the source of this 2587-nucleotide messenger RNA. RefSeq names its product zinc finger protein 90-like. The record is from RefSeq and is a predicted model, not a curated record. The coding region runs from base 132 to 1514 and encodes 460 amino acids. The transcript is spliced from 3 exons. Gene Ontology annotation, molecular function: zinc ion binding. Gene Ontology annotation, cellular component: nucleus. Lineage: Eukaryota; Metazoa; Arthropoda; Insecta; Lepidoptera; Pieridae.
UUGACGCUUUUAUAAAAGAUAAAAAUAACAUUCUAAAAUAUUAAAUAAAAAAAAAUUCAAGAAUAAUUUAAACCUUAUUUUUAUUAUGUACAUUUGUAUGUAGGUAGAGAAGAUUGUAGUAUGAAAUUAAAAUGGCCAUGGUUGAACAUUCAGAUAGUAAACCGGAUGACAUAUGCCGCACAUGCUUAAGUGAACUGUGUGGUAGUAAAGUAUCACUACUCCAAAGUGCUGGAGAUAUGUGUCUAUUUGAACAUGUUAAUAUUCUUACAAAUUUAAAUAUUAAAAUUGAUGAUAGUUUUUCAAAACUAAUUUGUAGAAACUGUUUGGAGGAUCUUAACACAGCAAUUUGUUUUAAAAUAAAAUGUGAGGCAUCUAAUGAAAUAUUACUAUCUCAAUUGCAUAAACAGGCAAAAAAUGUAUGCUUGCUUAGAGAAGCAGAGGAAGAGGAUCCAGUUAUCAAAGAAGAAGAGAUAGAUGAAAAUGAUAGUACUUGCACAAUUACUCACAAAGAGGAUAUUGUGAACUAUUCUGUUGAUUUUAAUGGUGUAGAUAGUGGACUAUACAGUAAUGAUUAUCAGCCAAACAAUGAAAAUAAUAUUUCAACACAUAAUCACAUUAAAGACAAUUAUAACAAGCUGCAAUGUGAUGACUGUGGGGAGCUUUUUAAAUCCAAAUGUAAAAUUUCAGUGCAUUGGAAAAAGGUUCAUAUGCCAGAUAAGUUGGUCUGUGUCAACUGUAAAAGAUGCUUUAAAACUUUUAAGGCACUUCAUAAUCAUAUCAAAGAAAAGUGUAAUGUUAAUGUAGUUAAUGACAUGAUAAACAUUGAAGGUGUUGGUAAAGGCAGGGUGUUUAAAUGUAAAGAAUGCAAAUUUAAAGCUCAAAGGUUAUACGAUAUAAUUAUACACAUUAGAUGUCAUAGUGGUGAGAAACCUUUCAAAUGUAAAUCGUGUGCAAAAUGCUAUUCACAACUUUCUAGCUUAAUACACCAUAGACAACGGAAACAUAAGGAAUUACUCAAGAAAAUCAAAUGUAAAAUAUGUUCUGAAACAGUUGAGGGUAGUUAUAGAUUAGCAAUACAUGUACGAAGGCACAAUAAAGUCAAUUGUAAAAUUUGUAAUAAAUUACUUCAGAGGCAUAGUCUUGCCACUCAUAUGCUGCAUCACGCAGAUAAACUCUACACAUGUGAAUUAUGUGCUAAGUCCCAUAGCACAUUCUCUGCUCUUACAAAUCACAAGAGAACAUUUCACAAAAUCAAGGCCCAAUUGUAUUUAUGCAAAUACUGCCCUUUCAAAAGUUAUAAAAAAAUAACAAUUUCAAAACACGAACUGAAGCAUAAUGACCACAAAUGUCCUUGCGAUGUUUGUGGAAAGUUUUUAGGCACAACAAGUAAAUUAGAAAAACAUAGACUAUGUCACACAUCUAAAUUAGAGGAAUGUUUAUAUUGUUCUGCAAAAUAUCACACUCGAAAAGCACUCCGCAGUCAUAUUAGAACUAAACAUGAAAAGUCUAAAUAAGUAUGGUAUAUUAAACUGAAAAAGAAAAUUCAUGUAAAUUAUUGUUUUUUUACUUACAACACCUAAGGGCGCCUUUUCACUAGGUCACAAGUGGUGCGACUGUUCACUGUAGCAGCGCGGCAGUCGCGUGCGAUCAGUCUCAUUCGAGUCAAUGUUGCAAGCGCACGUUUAGCAUUUCCGAAACAAUAGACACAGAACAAUUUAUCAUCGAAAUUCAAUUGCGUUCUACUUUAUGGGAUUCAAGAACCGAUGAUUACAGCAACAAGAUUAUGAAAAAGAAAGGCUGGGUUGAAAUAUGUAAAUUGUUUAUUCCGGACUUCAACAAUAAAACUGGACCAGAAAAAUGUGCAGCAGCUACCAAUUUACAAAAAAAAUGGAAAAAUAUAAAGGACUGCUAUUCACGAGAGACAAAAAAUAAAAAAAGGGAAAUAGUGGAUCAGCUGCCGAGUCAAGAAGAGAAUUUAUCUCCACUUUUUAAUACAAAGCGAUCACGAGACCAAGGGAACGUCGAUAAUAGUGUUGCAAGUCCUUCUACGCCAAUUCCAUCAUCCACACUACCAUCAGCGGCGCCUGUACCACCACCACCCUACCAUACCACACCAACAUCUAAAGCCAAGAAACAGAAAAAACCCCAAGAUGAUGAUGCUACUGUGAUGUCGCUUAUUGCAGAAAAGAUUAAGACUCUUAACAGCCAACCCAAAUAUGAUCCCGAUAUGCAUUUUGUAUUAUCUUUGUAUGAUGAUUUUCAUAAAAUACCACAAUAGAAAAAGAUACAUGCUAAAAUGGAGUUAAUGAGCACAAUUAGAAAAUAUAACAAUCCUACGUGCCACUACAAUAGUUAUCAAUAUGGGUACUACACAAAUAAUGCGCACGCACAAUUUGAUACAUCUUCUACCACCCAAGCAUCUUCUAGCAACCACUAUGAGGCUCCACCAUCAUCUCAGUCUGACUAUUCGAUUACAAUGUCAGAAUUUGAUAUUGAUACACAUAUGUUUGAUGAUGAGGACAGUUCGUUGCCAUAACAAAGUAUCAUACAAUACCUAUUUUUUCAUAAUAAAGUUGAUUUCAAUUUC